AUGCUGGCGAGAUCCUGCUUCCGUGCCCCGCGCGCCCUCAAUGGGCUGCGCAAUGGCGUCGUCAACGUCACGAAGCGUGCUGCUUCCACGAGCGCGGGUGCCGGCGAAGCUUCCGCCAGCCGCCUCAACGUGUCCGCCAUUGCUUCGACCACCAUCGCCGUCGGUUCCAUUGCCUGGUACUAUCACCUCUAUGGGCCCGUGGCUCACGCCAUGACUCCUGCCGAGGAAGGUCUUCACCCUACCAAGUACCCUUGGGUCCACGAGCAGUGGUUCAAGACUUUUGACCACCAGGCUCUUCGCCGUGGUUUCCAGGUCUACCAGGAAGUCUGCGCCAGCUGCCACUCCCUGAGCCGUGUGCCCUACCGUGCGCUUGUUGGCACCGUCCUCACCGUCGACGAGGCCAAGGCUCUCGCCGAAGAGAACGAGUACCCCGGCGAGCCUAACGAGCAGGGCGAGAUCGAGAUGCGCCCUGGUAAGCUCGCCGACUACAUUCCUUCGCCGUACAAGAACGAAGAGGCUGCCCGUUUCGCCAACAACGGUGCCCUUCCCCCUGAUUUGAGCCUGAUCAUUAAGGGUCGCCACGGCGGCUGUAACUACAUCUUCUCGCUGCUUACUGGUUACCCUGAUGAGCCCCCUGCCGGCGCCACCGUCGCCCCGGGCAUGAACUUCAACCCUUACUUCCCCGGUACCGGUAUCGCCAUGGCGCGUGUCCUCUACGACGGCCUCGUUGAGUACGAGGAUGAGACCCCCGCUUCCACCUCGCAGAUGGCCAAGGACGUCGUCGAGUUCCUCAACUGGGCCGCUGAGCCCGAGAUGGACGACCGCAAGAAGAUGGGUAUGAAGGUCCUGGUUGUCACCGCCUCCCUGUGGGCUAUGAGCGUCUGGGUCAAGCGCUACAAGUGGGCUUGGCUCAAGUCGAGAAAGCUCGCCUACGACCCCCCCGCGCCGAGCAAGGUCCGCCGAUAA
Molecule: messenger RNA, 966 nt
Organism: Cordyceps fumosorosea ARSEF 2679
Lineage: Eukaryota; Fungi; Ascomycota; Sordariomycetes; Hypocreales; Cordycipitaceae
Product: cytochrome c1, heme protein precursor
Exons: 4
Coding region: 1-966 (321 amino acids)
Biological process (GO): mitochondrial electron transport, ubiquinol to cytochrome c
Molecular function (GO): heme binding; electron transfer activity
Source: RefSeq, a predicted model, not a curated record